CUUCGCGACACUCCUACCACCAUACACCACACAGGAUCUGUACCAGCCCUUUACAUCAAAGCUACAGUCGAUUUCCUCCACUCUCCCGCGCCGCGUCAUAAAUCUAAAGAUCGGAACGGUAGUGUACAUACUAUACAAGACCUACCUAGACAACUCGUCCACCGCCUAACAACACCACAUCCACCCUCUGAGCUUGACCCCAGCAUGACUUCCUCACAGUCACAACCGACGCUGUCGGCUAACUACACGUCCACUGGGAAUGCCUCAUUCACCAUACACCAUCCCCUGACGGCCCCGCCAAGUAGCACAACUGUCGAAAACAAAAUCGCAUCCCUUGCCGAGCUCCGACGGUCCAUAAUCGUUCUGCAAAACCAGAUCAACCAGGAGUUGACGGCCCGGAUGGAGGAAGACCAGGCGCGAAAUUCGAGCGCCACAAAGGCCAACGGGGUCAAGAAGAUUAUCGAUGACGAGAAGGAAGAGGAGAACUACGGGGAGGAAGUGCAGGACGAAGAACAGCAAUAAGCAUCGGAGCGGUAAUGCU
This is a messenger RNA of Chaetomium strumarium, 541 nucleotides long. RefSeq lists its product as uncharacterized. NCBI's taxonomy places the organism in Eukaryota, Fungi, Ascomycota, Sordariomycetes, Sordariales, Chaetomiaceae. The transcript has a single exon. The record is from RefSeq and is a predicted model, not a curated record. The coding region runs from base 205 to 522 and encodes 105 amino acids.